This is a messenger RNA of Meira miltonrushii, 1785 nucleotides long. RefSeq lists its product as uncharacterized. NCBI's taxonomy places the organism in Eukaryota, Fungi, Basidiomycota, Exobasidiomycetes, Exobasidiales, Brachybasidiaceae. The annotation marks the transcript as partial. The record is from RefSeq and is a predicted model, not a curated record. Gene Ontology annotation, biological process: intracellular iron ion homeostasis. The transcript is spliced from 2 exons.
GAUGAGGUAGACCUACUGGGUAUAGGCUUUGGCCCGGCAAACCUUUCCCUCUCCAUCGCAUUACGUGAAUCACAAGAAGCAAGCGAAACUAACUUCAAGUUUCAUUUUGUGGAGAAACAACCCGCCUUCGCAUGGCAUUCAUCAUUAUUGCUACCGGGUGCACAACUACAAGUUUCACCAAUGAAAGAUCUGGCAACGAUGCGAGAUCCAACGUCUUCGUUCACAUUCACGAAUUAUUUACAUCAACAAGGUCGUUUGGCAGCAUUUAUCAAUCGAGAAGCAAGUAUCCCAAGUAGACGUGAUUGGAGUGCUUAUUUGCAUUGGGCUGCAAAACGAAUGCAAGAUUCAGUUUCGUACGGCCAAGAAGUUGUUAAUGUUGAACCGGCUGAAAUCGUUGCUGGAACAACAACACAAUCGCCAAGAGUACAAAAGUGGCGGGUAACAUUACGUUCAAUCGAAACUGGAGAAACGACGACAAUGCUUGCACGUAAUAUAACGGUGGCCGUUGGUGGUGUACCUGCCGUUCCGGACGUAUUGAGUGAAGCAUUUUAUGCGAACCCAUCACAUCUGAUUCACUCGAGUGCAUACCUGCCUUCGCUUGCAAAGAUUGAUGCAAGAUUAAACGCGAUCCAAGAUCGUCGUUUGGAGAAGCUAUCAACAGAACAUAGUACACAACAACAAACAAUCACAACUGAAUCCAUGAUUGAUAAAACCCGUCAACAAUCCGCUCCGUUGCGAUUUGCUGUCGUGGGAAGUGGACAAUCAGCUGCCGAGAUCAGUCUUCACUUACGCAACACAUUCCCAAAAGCACACGUUUCGCUCAUCUUUCGUGCUUCGGCGAUUGUGCCUUCCGAUGACUCAGCAUUCGUGAAUGCACAAGCAUUUGAUCCUGAUCGUACAGAUGCAUUUUGGCGUGCGGGAGAUGAAGAAAGAAAAGCAUGGUUGAAAGAAUACAGAAGGACAAAUUAUUCAGUCGUUCGAUCGGACGUUUUGAAUACUCUUCAUACGGAAGUAUACGAUCAAGAGAUCGAACUUGGUCAACCUUGGCCACAUGCAGAUGGACCUCCUUCUCACGGGAAAUUGCAACUUAGACCGAAUGCGCAGAUUGAUCAUAUUGAAAUCGUAAAAGAUGAGACUUCAGAAGAAGAUAUUGUCAGAUUGACAUUGAAAGAUCUAAAGUAUCCUGCCGUUCCUACCGAAGGAGUGAACGAAGAAACGGAAUCGUUUGACGCAGUAUUUUUCGGCACUGGGUUCAAGAGAGGACCUGAUUGUAUGCCUUUCCUCAAGCCAUUGCAAAGUCUCUAUCCACGUCUAGACUCUAAUGUCGAAUUAACAAAAGCAAGCCUUGGUUUUGCAAAUGAAGUUGAUAGCUUUGAAGCAUUGUCUGCACUGCAAAACGAUAGAUCAUCAGCUGAACGAUUACGACAACGAUGCCGUGGAAUCACACGGGAUUAUAGAUUAGUCAGCUAUUCAUCCGAAGCAUUUACGCACAGAAGAGAACCUUCUUCUACAAGAAUGACACCUGCUUCAUCUAAACCUGCUUCACCUUCAAUGCUGCCCAAACAAAUCAACUUUAAAAGUCAACGUUUACGCGGACCAAAGAUUGACGCAAGUAUUUAUUUCUUAGGUGGAAAUGAAGUAACUCAUGGACUUUCAGAUAGUUUAUUAUCCAUCGUUGCCCAUCGAUCGGGCGAAUUGACAAAGAGUUUAUUGAAGCGAAGAGCAUCGCUUGCCCGUUCUCAGCCGGCUGCAACGGCUGCUUCCUUACCUAGACAAACAACAACA